AUGCCUGGGUGCCAGGGUCAGUAUGUCAACGAGUUGGUGAGUGCGGACCAGCGCCCCGUUAGCUUGCAGGUUGAGUUAGUUGGGGGAUGUGUGGCAUACACGUACAAGGAGGAGCCUCUCUCGGAUAACGGUAAUCCGCGUUGGGUGAUUGCCCAGGGGAUUCCCCCGGGAGUCGCGGACUUGAUCCUUCAAUCUGAUGUGGCCCGCGUUGUCGGGAACUGUCGAGCUAAGAAUUGGGUUAUUGGGGAGAUCGGUCUGGAUUACUCCGGACCGGCUACUCAGAGAUGUCAGAGAUUUGUUCUGGCGGAAUUCUUCCGCCAAGUUAGCUUCAGUACAGGCAUGAUCUUGGUAGUUAAGGGACAUGCGGAUGAUCCGCUAGGCCGCGUGCCUAUGCAGGAUUGUUUAACUUUGUUAGACGGUAUGUUCGUUCCUACCUUGGUCCCGUUGUUUUUGCGUAACUUUUCUGGGGGGCCGGAACAGGUAAAGCUUUGGUUAGACUCAGGGAGACCUGUGUUUCUUGGGAUUAGCGGGCAGGUUUCUGGUGUGUCGGAGGUUCAGUUGUCGGGUGUGCGUGCUGUCCCGGUCGGCAGGUUGUUGGUCGAGUCGGAUGGUCCGGACUCGCCGUGUGGUGUCGUAAGUCCGAUGAGCCCUCGGCACAUCGGAGAGGUUUACAAGCUUGUGUCCGCAGUGAGGGGACAGGAUUUCGCUCUUCUUGCGGGGUUAGUGUACCAGAACUACAGGGUGUUCUUUGGUCCUCAGGAGUCGGGAAGCAGUGUGGACUACGUGGUGGACCGAGAUGACUCGGGGGAUGAUUCCGAUGAGUGA
This is a messenger RNA of Saccostrea echinata, 825 nucleotides long. RefSeq lists its product as uncharacterized. NCBI's taxonomy places the organism in Eukaryota, Metazoa, Mollusca, Bivalvia, Ostreida, Ostreidae. The transcript is spliced from 2 exons. The coding region runs from base 1 to 825 and encodes 274 amino acids. The record is from RefSeq and is a predicted model, not a curated record. Gene Ontology annotation, molecular function: hydrolase activity, acting on ester bonds.